AGCAGACAGAGAUAAGGAAACAAAGGGAAGCCGCAGGACGGAUAUAGGAGAGUGUCAGGUGAUGGUAGAGGAUCUCCUCCAUAUAACAGUGAUCACACAGGUGUCGGGAUGAUGCUGCACACACACGGCUCUCUAUGGCUGGCCGCCUGCGGGCUCCUCAUCCUCCUCAUCGGAUGCUGCUCAUCCUCCGAGGCUGCGGGAAGGAGGCGCCGGCUGAGCCGGGAACCCGGCGGCAUCUCCUUCGAGUAUCACCGCUACCCCGAGCUGAGAGAAGCGCUGGUGGCCGUGUGGCUGCAAUGUCCGUCCAUCAGCAGGAUCUACACGGUGGGACGGAGCUUCGAGGGCCGGGAACUGCUGGUCAUAGAGAUCUCCGACAAGCCUGGAGAGCAUGAGCCUGGUGAGCCUGAAUUUAAGUAUGUUGGAAACAUGCAUGGCAAUGAAGCCGUGGGCAGAGAACUUCUUAUUUAUUUGGCCCAAUACCUCUGCAAUGAAUAUCAGAAAGGCAACGAAACAAUCAUCAAUCUGAUCCACAACACUCGUAUACACAUCAUGCCUUCCAUGAAUCCUGACGGGUUUGAGAAAGCUGCACAACAGCCUGGCGAUAUCAAAGACUGGUUUGUGGGUCGCAGCAAUGCCCAGGGUAUUGAUCUGAAUAGAAAUUUCCCUGACUUGGAUCGUAUUGUGUACAUUAAUGAGAAAGAUGGAGGCAACAACAAUCACUUAUUGCAGAACCUGAAGAAGUCAGUCGACCAAAACACCAAGCUUGCCCCUGAAACCAAAGCUGUCAUUCACUGGAUUAUUGAUAUCCCAUUCGUUCUUUCUGCUAAUCUACAUGGAGGUGAUCUGGUUGCUAACUAUCCUUAUGACAAGACUCGCAGUGGUAACGUUCAUGAAUACAGUGCUUGUCCUGAUGACAACAUCUUCCAAAGCUUGGCCCGUGCAUAUUCUUCUCUCAACCCAACAAUGUCUGACACAAACCGGCCACCAUGUCGGAAGAACGAUGAUGAAAGCAGUUUUGUAGAUGGGACAACAAAUGGUGCUGCCUGGUACAGUGUUCCUGGAGGUAUGCAAGAUUUUAAUUAUUUAAGCAGUAAUUGUUUUGAGAUAACUGUGGAGCUGAGCUGUGACAAGUUUCCACCUGAAGAACUACUAAAGAAUUACUGGGAAGAAAACAAGGACUCUCUAGUGAACUACAUUAAGCAGGUGCAUCGUGGAGUGAAAGGAUUUGUCAAGGACCAUCAGGGAAAUCCCAUUGCUAAUGCAUCAAUAUCUAUAGAUGGGAUCAACCAUGACACAACCACAGCUAAGGACGGUGAUUACUGGAGGCUGCUUGCACCUGGAAACUACAAAGUCACUGCUUCAGCUCCUGGCUUUCUGGCAAUCACUAAGAAAGUAGCUGUUGCUUAUAGUCCUGCUACUAAGAUUGAUUUUGAUUUGGAGUCCUUAUUAGAAAGAAAAGAGGAGGAAAAGGAAGAGCUGAUGGAAUGGUGGAAGAUGAUGUCCCAGACAUUGAAUUUUUGAGAAAACAAAAACGACGUUCUAUUAAUUUAUAUGUUCAGUUGGUAUGCAGUACUGUGGACUAUAUAUCUAUAGGAAUGGAUUUAUAUAAAAUGCAUAUUUAUUGCCCCAAUGCCGGUCAUAAACCCAUUCCUAUAGAUACUAGACAAUGUGUGAUUGUGAUCUUUCAGCCUCUGUUUUCUUUGUUUUUGUGAUAAUCUGAUUAUGUACCUGCACUCUUUAGAAAUGCUAAACUCUAAGCUAGGGUUACUAUAGAACUUGGCACAACAAUUCUGUGACAACGUCUGAGUGACAGCUUCAGUUUUCUACAUAAUGUAAGAGUCUAUAUGAUGGCCGUUUCAGUAGAAAUGCAAUAUUCUAUGCCCAAGCCAUGUGUUGUAAAAUAUAUUCUAGUUUACACAAUAAUAUAGCACAGCUGUUGCCAAAAAUAUCUUGGCAGUAUGUAUGUAGAAAUGGGCCCUGGAAGAGGAAACGUAUAACUGUAAUGGUUGAGUCGCGUUGUUUAUAUUUUAUUUUCUUCCGACUGUGAAUGACGUCAUUAUACUGCCUCAAAAAA
Molecule: messenger RNA, 2074 nt
Organism: Nanorana parkeri
Lineage: Eukaryota; Metazoa; Chordata; Amphibia; Anura; Dicroglossidae
Gene: CPE
Product: carboxypeptidase E
Exons: 9
Coding region: 109-1521 (470 amino acids)
Biological process (GO): proteolysis
Molecular function (GO): metallocarboxypeptidase activity; zinc ion binding
Source: RefSeq, a predicted model, not a curated record